UCGAGAGCAGAUGAGGUUGACAAUUGGGCGUCGAACAAGAGUUUUGCCCCUUCUCCCUCUCUCUACCUCCUCUCUGCGCUGCCUUUGUCUCCGGCGAGCAGCCGCUAGCCGCCACCUUCUCCAGCCUGGCGUCGCCCUCCAUCCCCAUCACCUCUCUCUCGCUUCCACCACCACGAGCAACCUCCAUCGUCGGCUCAGCGCCCACCACCGCUCCAAUCGCACCACCACUACCCCUGGCACCUGCCUCCAGCCUCUGACUCCGACAACAGUCGCCCUCAUUCUUCAGGUUGUUCGAAGCAGAAGAAGUGUUGGAAUAACAAAUCUGCUGCUGUUGCUGCUUUGAUAUGUAGGUUCUUUAUGUUUUUUUUGUUUUU
This is a messenger RNA of Salvia miltiorrhiza (redroot sage), 374 nucleotides long. RefSeq lists its product as uncharacterized. Lineage: Eukaryota; Viridiplantae; Streptophyta; Magnoliopsida; Lamiales; Lamiaceae. The transcript is spliced from 3 exons. The record is from RefSeq and is a predicted model, not a curated record. Bases 11 to 343 code for a protein of 110 amino acids.